This is a messenger RNA of Oreochromis aureus, 3246 nucleotides long. RefSeq names its product immunoglobin superfamily, member 21a (gene igsf21a). The transcript has 10 exons. Gene Ontology annotation, biological process: heterophilic cell-cell adhesion; homophilic cell-cell adhesion. Gene Ontology annotation, cellular component: adherens junction. The record is from RefSeq and is a predicted model, not a curated record. NCBI's taxonomy places the organism in Eukaryota, Metazoa, Chordata, Actinopteri, Cichliformes, Cichlidae. Bases 354 to 1838 code for a protein of 494 amino acids.
AAAAGAGCGAGUGAUCAGGAAUGACUGUGCGUCUGUCUGGAGGGGGAGGGCGGGAGGAGAGAGAGGGAGAGAGCGAGAGAAAGAGAGAGAGACAUUUUCAUCCAAACCGCUCCGUUUUUUCCACAGCCUAUCUCUGCUGCGCGGCUAAGCGCAGCUCCCUAUUGUUUAAACUGUGAGGGGGGAAAAACAUUCCGCUUGUUCUAUAAGCGCACCCAGUGAGUCAUUUUUUGAUGUGAUGCUCGUUUUCUCUGCUCUGAAUGCUGCAUUCAUUUUCAACUUCUCCGAUUUCUCCACUUAGACUUAAGCUGCAUCAUGAAUAGUUUGGGGGCACCUUUGAAUCGCAUACCUCUGGAAUGGUGGGGAUUACACAGCCGAAACCUGGAGAGCAUGUAAACGCAGAUGGAGUUUGGGAUUUAUUGCAAAAUAAGGGAAAGAUGACCGUCUUCUCAUUGUGCUUGCUCUUGUGCGCAGAUCUACUGGAUUUAGCCGUCGGAUAUUUGACAGUUACCAUAGAGCCCCUGCCUCCUGUUGUUGUUGGUGAGACUGUUACUCUCAAGUGUAACUUCAAAACUGAUGGAAGGCUGCGUGAGAUUGUUUGGUAUAGGGUCACAGAUGGAGGUACUAUCAAGCAGAAAAUCUUCACCUAUGAUGCUAUGUUUAAUACAAAUUACUCUCACAUGGAGGACUACCGCAGGCGUGAAGACCUUGUAUACCAGUCAACUGUCCGACUCCCAGAGGUCAGGAUCUCAGACAACGGGCCUUAUGAAUGCCAUGUGGGCAUCUACGACCGGGCAACGAGGGAGAAAGUUGUCCUGGCUUCAGGGAAUGUUUUUCUUACGGUUAUGUCACCUCCAAACAACAUAUCAGUGGUGGCAGAAAACACUCCAGCCCCUUUCAGUCGAUACCAAGCCCAGAAUUUGACUCUUGUCUGCACUGCAAAGGGAGGGAAACCAGCCCCAUCGGUAUACUUUAAGCGAGAUGGUGAGCUGAUAGAGGUGAUCUCCUACACUCUACCGUCCGCCAACGACCAGGGGAGCAGCUCAGCAGGGGUGAGAGGAGCCAGGCCACUGAUCAGCAGGGACCUUGAUGACACUAAGUUACAGCGGUCCCUCUCCCUCUUGGAUCCCGAAGGACGAUCGCCCCGCUUGUACACAGAGAGCCCCCAACGUGUCCACACUCAUGGACAACAGGCCUACGAACCCAGCCCUGCAACAGAGGUCAUUCCAGAGACAGUAGUGAGCCGGGAGUUCCCCCGCUGGGUGCACAGCACAGACCCACUCUACUACUUUAGCCACACUCACAUCCCCCAGAGUGAUGGCUCUGUGGUGGUGCAGGCCCGACUUACUUGGACCCUCAACCCCCAGUUAGAUAAUGAUGCCCUGUUCAGCUGCGAAGUGAAGCAUCCAGCACUGUCCAUGCCUAUGCAGACAGAGGUCACUCUAGCUGCUCCAAAGGGUCCUAAACUUUUGAUGUCCCCCAGCAGGGCAAAGGUAGGGGACACAGUGCGCAUCACUGUGCAAGGAUUCCAGAAUGAGGUUUUCCCUGAGCCACUCUUCACCUGGACAAGGGUGGGGGGCCGCCUGCUGGAUGGGAGCACUCAGCGAGAGGGGAGGGAGCUGAUUCUGGAGAGAGUGCCAGCUGAGCUUAACGGCUCCAUGUAUCGUUGCACAGCCCAGAAUCCUCUGGGUUCCACAGAUACGCACACUCGCCUCAUAGUCUUCGAAAAUCCAAGCAUGAUGAAAAACACACAGAAUCUCAACAAUGAAGCCCCCCGCAUGGAUAUGCUCGGAUUAACGUGGAUGGCACUUGUCCUCACAGUGACAGUGGAACUGACGUGAAACCUCUCAUCCAAGACGUUCUCGCUCACACAUAUACACGCAUACUUGCCCUUCUUAUGUAACAUCAACACAUGCACACAGUAACACACACACACACACACACAAUCACACAAAACACAAUUCCCACAGUCCCACAAGCCUUCUCCAGUCAUCAACAGACCCUGCAUACGUCAGUCGAUCAGGAAACAGUGCCACCACAUGAUGGCUCUACACUGUUUUUGUAACAAAAAUAAUAACCAAGAUAAUGAUAUGAAAAGAACAACAUGAUGAACAUGACAGUAUCCACCUCCUAUAUAGCCCCGCCCAGUUACACCUUUUUUUCGUUUCUUGUCCCACGUCUGCCUGUUGACCAAUAAAAUCAGUUGAUUUGAAAUGGAAAAGAAAAAAAGCAUUGGAUUUUAUUUUAUUGACUCACAAUAUUAUUGGUACUGAGAUGUGAAAAAUGGAACUGAUUUUAGACUGCGCCACCACAUCAACCACACCUGCUACAUAUCCUGGGAUGUACCUGACUAAGAGCAAGCUGAUAAACCAUGGGAGAAUAAAUACAGAUGCUCUAAGUGGAGACGCUUUUUUAUUAAUAUACAAAUUUCUUUUUUUCUUUUCUUUUGUUUUCUUUCUGAUGGCUCAGAAUGUACAAGAGGAUUUAAAUGCAGAAACUAGAAAAAAAAAUCUCAUUUUGAGUGUAUUUUGUGUACAUCAGUGUAAAUACUGAAAAAUAAUUAAAAGAGGUUAUAUGGGUUAUGGUGAGGGAUGGUUGCUGAAAUAAUUGGAGUUUACACUCCUCCACCCUUGUUUGUACUUCAUUCAACUCUGUUUUCAGAGAUAAUUCUUGGCUGAAAAGGAUGGAAACAUUAACAGCCUUUUUGUUUCUCAUUUGGGCUUUUUAUAUCUAUAUGGCAGGUCUCCAAGGACAGAGUAAAAAGUAUCUAACAUAUGUCUGCUGUUUUGGGGUUGUGGUGCAUGUGACGUUUGAAGAUUCUUUCUCCUUUUGGUGUGUUGCAAAUGACAGCACUGCAACUCAUUGUCACUGGCCUGUAAUCCAGUUAUUUACUUGUGACAUACUAUCUUAAGUGACCUACAUUGUGUACAAUACGUAACUCUUACCCAGACAUUUACAGUACUAGUAGGAUCAUUUUAGCCGCCAUCCCAGGGAGGAGUUCACCUGAGGCAGCUUGUGUAAACAGGGUUGUUGCAUUUGUUUCAUUUCACCUCUAUUAAAAUGGAGAGAUGACAAAACUCAAAAGCCUUGACUUUGCUUAAAACAGUGUUCAACGGUGUUUUACAAAUUAUUUUUAUUGUCCUGCCUCUUUUAAUGCUGUGUACAGGCAAUAUGCAGCAUUAUUACUCAUACCGAAGACACAUGCUAAUCAAGAUGGUUGAAAGAACUGUUGAAAUUAUUUAAAUAAAA